UUUACAAACAAGCUGCUUCCAGUCGGCAUUCUGAGUUAGCGCGUGCUGUGGAGCUAAACGUUAUUUUCCGUCAUUUGUUUGGGCUUUAUUUCGGACAAAGACUGCCAACAACGAGGUUUCUGCACCAACAGCACAUGACAACUUUUAUUAGAUGUCAUUCCAGUUAGUUUUGCCAAUUAGCUGCAGUUAGCUAACAGUUAGCUAGCUCAACAGAUGUUCUGCAGUAUGGCUGUGUGAUUCAUCUCAACAGGUGUUGGGUACAGCGAGGAAAACUAUCGCUGGAGGUUCUUCAGCGGCAGCUGUCCUGAAGACAGUUGUAGGCUAAUGGUCUCUGUUUGUUCGGCCAGGCUAGCUCUAGUUAGCUGUGAUGUCUGCUCAACUAGCCGGCUGUUAACGUCAGUUAGCCAAAGUUUGUCACACUUGUGUCAUGCUCCUCGGCCGCGUCACUAUCAGAUCGACGUGUUCAAAAAUAACUUGUUUACAGAGGACUUAUUCUAUCAAUGAACUAUCAUUCAGCAGGCUGCGUACCAUAUCUACCAGUCACCGUCUCAACGUCAGCGCCUUGAAGACAUUUGCACACCGGCCCGGAGUUAAGGUACAGUCCUGUCUGUAUCAGCGAACAGUGUGUGAUAUGCAGACAGCCAAUAUCUCCUCACUUCUUAAAGAGAGCACUGCCAUUGCCUCAGGUGAUGAUGAUGAUGAUGAUGAGGAGGAGGAGGGUGUGGUUGGAAAGGAGAGCUGGACAGAAGAUAGGGAGCUAAAGAAGAUGAUGGUGCUGAUUGCAGGUCAGGUGGAUGCAGUCACCAUGGAGGGCCAGCCAGAGUCCACAGAGUCAGCUCCAGCAGGAUCGAGUGAGAAGAAGACAAGGAGGAAGAUGAGAAGGGAGAAGAGGAAACUGAUGAAGAAACAGCUCAAGUCUGCUGACACUAUGGACAAUUUCAUGUCCGAGCUUCCGUUUUCACUAACCAGCCCCACCACAUGGAAAGAGCUAGGAUUCUCCAGCUCAGAGACAACCCAGAAGAAGAGAAAGAGGAAGAGAGGAGACAGUGGAGGACGAGUGGACAGUGAAGAGGAUGCAGACAAGAAGAAGAAAAAGAAAGAGAGCCAGCGACCUAACUACUUUGUCUCCAUCCCCAUCACUAACACACAGAUCAGCUCAGCUGUGAGCGAGGUCCAAGAGGCGAUUCUUCAGCAGGAGCCACGAUUGGCCAAAGCCAUGAUCCCUGUCCCGACUCUCCACAUCACGCUACUAGUCACUCAUCUCGCCAGUCAGGAGCAAGUAGACCUGGCGGCAUCCAUGCUGUCUCAGCUUAAGCCUUCAUUGGCUGAGCUGCUGGGUGGGCGGAAUCUAGUGCUGCCCUUCUCAGGGAUCAGUCACUUCAGGAAGGAGGUGGUGUUUGUUGGGCUGGCCCCUGGACAACACAGACACACUCUGGACAGUCUAGCAGAGUUGUUGCGGAGCCGUUUUGAAGAGCAGGGUCUUCUGCAAGAAGGCAAUCGUGGGUUUGAACCCCACCUCACCAUUAUGAAGCUGUCGAGAGCAUCAAAACUACGAUCUCAGGGUAUAAAACGUGUGGACCCAGCUCUCUAUUCCAACUAUACAAACAAGUUUUUUGGAGACCAAACAGUUGAGCGGGUUGAUCUUUGUUCCAUGUUGAAAAAGAAGCAACAAGAUGGAUAUUACCACACUGAGACUUCACUACAACUUGAUUUGAACCCACUCCAUGCCAAACGCACAAGUGGGCGUCGCCGGUCUGAGCCCGACGAGGCGGAGCUACUGAGAGUCAGCAGGCGAUUGGUGGAGGAUGCAGUCAAUCGCGCCUUGCAACAGUACAAACAAGAAACACUUCAAAAUGGGGGUGGGCCUAAUGCCACGGCGCCGCAGCCCCCUGGAAACACUGACGAACCUGCAACAAAGACAGACACUACAGCUAACUCCACCACAGACAAUAGGAAGUGACAUCAUUGGACUGAGGUAAAGAGACUGAAAAAACAGCCGCCCAGAAAACAUCAGCCAGGCCUGGCUAACAAGGCGAAGAGUCAGUAAGCCCUGGGCACAAAGCCUGAACCAGCCAACCAGUCAGAAGCCCAGUUUGCUGACCAGCUAACCCAGCUAGCCAACCACAACAGUUAGCGCGUCAUGCUAGCUGCCUGCCCAACUGACCUAGCAUGACACAAUAGAUAAUGUAGCUUGAGUUCAGUGCUAAGUGACCGUCCCAACAGGCCAGCAAGCUGCCUGUUAGUUAACAUACAAGGAUAUCAUCCCUCGAUCCUCACUCAGCUGUGGGUCUGUGUUUGCACGCCAAACCCAGAGACCAUAUGUGAAGCACUCCUCUAGAGACACACUUGCACGUGUAGGGUUCACUUUGACCUGCCAACCACAAAACUGCCCUUUUAGACUAAGAUAUCAUAUUUUGUAGCAAUGUAUUCUCAUGAUUGGGUUGUAUACCAAAACUUUUACAGCCCGGUUCUCAAGAUAGUUCUUAGGAUAUCCUACACAAUUGGACCAGUUGCUGUUUUUUUCUACUUGGUUAGACUUCAGCAGCAAACUACUUGGUUAAGGUUAGGGAAAACAACAGGGUUCGGGCUACUUCUGUACAUAAGUUCCAACAGUACAAGAGCACAAGUCUCUUGGGUGAAAGCUGUAGGUUGGUUUGAUCUAUCCACCACUACUCCUGCCCGUCCCACAGGGGAUAUACGUGGCUUUCAUACUACUUGCUAUGUCACUGGACAAAAUUUCAGUGCAUUCACUUUUCAUAGGAAUACCUACAAAGCGUUCAUGAGAAUAGCUUGUUCAUAAACAGUUUAGUUUACCAUCACCCUCAUUAAAAAUGGGACUCAAUAUCUUCAACUUUCCCAUGAAAACAACUUCUUUCUUCUUUACUUUUAUUGUUUCUAAUAUUUAACUUUUCUUUUAGCAUGUUUCUCUCGAAAAUCAGUGCUGCCUUCAUUGACAAAAGAUUAUACAUCUGCUUAUCUUCGUGGCUGAAGAAAGUAUGUUAACACUGAUGACAGAGUGUGUCCUGCCGAGACAGUACUGAGACAAUCACCAAUUUAAGAUCAGUUCUAUGCUAGGAAUUCACAUUUUUAAAUUGAAACUAUGUGCCAGCCUUUUAUAACCCAAUCUGGACUCUAUUGGGUCCACAAACACUGUGGGAACAUAAACACUGGUAUCCCCUUAUGGCGUGAAUUUAUCUCCACACUAACGGCACUAACUUUACAAAGAGUAAAUUGGAGUUUGUUAAAGGUAUACUAUGCAAGAUUUUCCAACAAAACAAUGUAUAGAGUCAUAUGUUUCAUGGCAUCAGCCAUCAGCGCAAAGCUAUGAAAAUAGCAAAGUGUUGAAAAAAAUGCAAAUAUAGCGAGGUGAACCACCAAGGAGACAAAGCUUGUCCCAAAAUAAGAGUGAAUCUGGGGUUUGAUUUUUUUUUUUGUUUACAAACAGGUAAGUGACAAUUCCUGCAUAGUAUACCUUUAAAUGUGUAUGCUAAAGAUAAAAUAACACUCCAUCAAUACACUAUAAGUUGCCAAGAAAGCAUUUUUACUCCAUUUAUGCCAAAACCUCCAUUAACUACCUGGGUGCUUGUCUCAAUGAAAACUACGUGAUAGGCUAUUAUUAUAACAGACAUGCAUUAAUUUCAUAACUCUGCAUCCUGCCUGAUCAUAUAUAGAUGUAAUUAUUUUUUGUUUUUGUUGACAUAUUUUAUUGUCUUUUUGUUCUGUGAAAUGAAUUUAAAACAGCAGGUCUCCACAGACAGUCUGUUUGAGGCUCAGUGUUCAUAGGAAGUAUUUAUGCUGAUCUGAGGAGCUUUUAUUUUGAAGUACUGUACACGCAAGAGCAUUUACAGCCAAGUGAGUUCUUUAGAUGGUGAUGCUGAUGUCGGGGAGGUUAACUCAGACAAUCGCUGCUGUCAGCUGAAAACCCUCCGGCUUUUGAUUUCAGUGUCUUCCAUCCAUUUAUUUUUUGUUAAACUUGAAAAUGAAAUUGGCCUUUUCAUGCUCUGCGUUUGACCCCAUAGCUCAUGAAAUUCAUUCAGAAACACACGGCCGUCAGUGUGAAAUUAAGGGGGAUUGUCUGAAUAUUUGUUCAAAAACUUGACUUCCUGGAGAUGAGGUUUUCCACUGACAGCAAGAUGAUGAUGAUACAGCUAUGAUUCAAAGUGACUGGUUUGCUCUCUGAUAUUAAACGUUAUUUUAUCCUUUCUACUAUUAUUUAUGAUGUAUUGAAGCCAAUUUCUGCCAGUUUGAUUAAAAAAAGAUCUUUUCAUAUCAUUAUAAUGUGAAACUUUCUGGAAAUAAUGACUGUAGUUUUGGAGAAAGUUUCUUAUUAUACUGAGACAACUAAUUAUUUGUUUUCAUUAUUAUUAUUAUUAUUGUUAUUAUUAUUAUUAUUAUUUUGAAAUACUAAUGCAUUUUUUUUUUAAACAAACUUGUUAUUGUGUGAUACUAAGUCAUUAUUUUGAAAAACCAACUAAUUUUGAGCUACUAAGUAUUUUGACAUGUUCUCAUAAAAAUUACUGACAGGAUCUUUUUUUCAUCACAAUGCUGUCUUCACUUUAUUAUUUGUCCUUUACUGGCGGAUAUUGACUUCCGUAAUAAUGCUUUGUUGUCUCUGUUAAGAAAACUUAAUUUCAUGUUAAAAGAUGUUUAAUUUUAAUUCGAGAAAAAGAGCAUUCAGUUUGCAUUCAAAGGUGAAAAAGCACAAAAUGAUUUUUUUUUUUUUAAUUUCACUUUUUUAUGUGCAGGUUAAUAUAUACAUGCUGUUAAAUCAAAUCACCUCUGUUCAGAGUGGCCUUAAGUCACUAAAACAAAUAGAUUUUUCUGUAAGUGCUUAAGGUGACAAUGCAUAGAUAACAUUUUUAGCCAAUGUGGGUAAUGAUGGCUCAUUUUUCUGUGAGAUUUACCAAAGUCUCUUAAAUGUAAACCUGUGGCUAAAGAGUUGGAUUCUUGAGUUAAAUGUUAAAAAUUGUCCACAAUUCAUGUCAUCUGUAUAAAAAUAUACAUCAGUGUUUGAAAAACAGCUCAGAUUUUCAGCCAAGUGAGGUCUAUUUCGCUGUACAGCAAACAGGUGUGAGCUCGAAAAUGUGCUCCCAUCCCUGUGAAAUCCACUUAAGUCCUGUCACUGUGGGCUCAUUCAAACGUCAAUAACAGAGGUGAAUUCUGUCUUAAGGUGGACUUUGAACGUUUUCACUUUGAUCUUUUGUCAUCACCGGAUCCUUAAUCUCCUUAAAAUCCCCUUUAAUACACAAGUUGUCCUGUUGGCCUGUUUGUUAGUCUGUUCACCUGUCUCUGAGAGCAUGUCUGUGUGUGUUUCAGAGUGUGUGACUGUAGGAUGUUUGAUCAAUGGUUCCCCAGAGAAAUUCUUGUCUCUAUCAAUCAUGACAACUCAGAGCUGUGUGAUGUGUGUGUGCCUGUGUGUGAGCGUAUGUACAAAUUUGUCUUUUCUGUUUGUCUUUCCAUUUGUCCAUGUGUACGUCUGACCAGGUGGGCGUGUUGGUUGUACUGUGUUGUAUAUCUUGUUCUGCCAUAUUUGAACAAUAAAACAGGAUAUGAGUCUCAAAACCAA
Molecule: messenger RNA, 5566 nt
Organism: Centropristis striata (black sea bass)
Lineage: Eukaryota; Metazoa; Chordata; Actinopteri; Perciformes; Serranidae
Product: A-kinase anchor protein 7-like
Exons: 11
Coding region: 428-1960 (510 amino acids)
Cellular component (GO): cytosol
Molecular function (GO): protein kinase A regulatory subunit binding
Source: RefSeq, a predicted model, not a curated record